CAAAAAUAGAUGUUUUAUAUAGCCUUUUCUAUUUCUUUUCAAUAACCUCCAGUGUUUUUACUUUUUAGUGUCAAGGGACUUCAGGGAAUAUCAUUGAACUAUUCAUGCAUAUAACAACGCUGUCUCUGAAUUCUCCUCAAUGCUAGAUUACAUUCCCCUUGUUAUAAGAAAACAAACACAAUGAAGAAGAAUUGGCAUAAAGAGGAAGAGAAUGGUGGGAAUCUUGAAUACGACAGUAGCGAAAACUAAGAACAGCAAUGGCACAUUUGGUGGAAUGAACUAAACAGUAAUGGAUAGAGUUAAGGGAAAAAAAAAGGUCAAAAUUUUGGCUGUCUCUCUUGUGCAAUGCUACUGCGUUCUGUUUAACCGUCCUAAGAGUAAUAUAGUUUGUUACUUUGUUUCUCCUCACACCAAAAUGGGAUGGCCGCAGAGAUAUAUCAAGACUACUGUAUAUAUCUACCAAUUAUUGACAUAUAAUGCCACUGUACUUCUUGGGUCUUGAAAUGGAAGACAGAUACACUUAAAAGACCAGCUAGUAUCAAAAACUAAAGCAACAUAAGACAGUCCCCACAUCGAUCCAUUGUAUCCAUUGUGCAUAACUUGUGCAGUUUACUGUAGAUACCCCACAAUCUUUUUGUCUAUAUAUAUUUUCCACAAGAUGCACAGAAUUAAUAUCUUCACUACAAAAUCUUCAAGUGAGAGAGAGAAGGAACAUGGAAGGUAAAGAAGUGAUGGCAAGAUUGAAGAAGGGUUUCUGGAAGCCGGAAGAGGAUUUGAUAUUGAAGAAAUAUGUGGAGACUCAUGGAGAAGGGAACUGGACUGCUGUUUCUAAGAAGUCGGGUCUGCAAAGGGGACCUAAGAGCUGCAGGCUGAGAUGGAAGAAUUACUUGAGACCAAACAUCAAGCGUGGUAUGAUGUCAGAAGACGAAAGGGACCUCAUUAUCAGAAUGCACAAGCUUCUGGGAAACAGGUGGUCGCUGAUUGCUGGUAGACUCCCCGGUCGUACGGACAAUGAAGUGAAAAACUACUGGAAUACCCAUUUGAACAAGAGGGCAUCUCGACGCCCAAAUAUGAACCUAGACUCUGAAAGCGACAAAAAGCACCAAUUAUCAUCAGGUUUGCACAUUGCAGAAGACGGAAAUCUAGAGAAGAAAACCGCAGGUAGCUCUAUAGAAGAGGAAGUCAACGUGGUUUCAGAAUUUAGCGCUGAAAAUCUGAAAAAUAUUGACUACGACAUCAAUUUUCCUUCAAUUUUCACCAACCGUGCACCAUUCUUCUAUGAGGACGAGAUAUUCAUGCCCAUCCUAGAUGAUUUUGUUUUGUUCGAGGCAUUUGGAACCAAUGGAGGUGAAAUCACGGGGGAAGGCUUCCAACCACUGCUUUAACGCUAGAGAUAUUCUCGUAGGAAUAAAUAUCAGCAGAGCAGAGUUCAAGGUUUAUGACGUUCCUGUGCAACUCAGCACCUAUGCGACAGUUAAAAGAAAAAGAAUGUUGUAUCUCUGGAUAUUCAUUGACUAGCUGCACUAGAUAUUUCCAAUUUCUAAAAUAAAGGAUUAAAUGCCUGGACCAGUGUUAACACUUUAGUAGAAGCAUAAGACUUCAAAUGCAUUAACUAUUCAACCAAAGAGAAACACCGGUCUCUUGGUCCAUUUGCAUCGCAAAUGCAUAAUCAGAAGAAUGUUAAUAGCUCAAAAUAUGAAAGUAUAUCAGAACAUUUCCUGAUAUGCAGUGCAAGUGCAGACAUUCAAAU
This is a messenger RNA of Olea europaea var. sylvestris, 1750 nucleotides long. RefSeq names its product transcription factor MYB82-like. Lineage: Eukaryota; Viridiplantae; Streptophyta; Magnoliopsida; Lamiales; Oleaceae. The transcript has 3 exons. The record is from RefSeq and is a predicted model, not a curated record. Bases 714 to 1385 code for a protein of 223 amino acids.